Haliotis rubra (blacklip abalone) is the source of this 4591-nucleotide messenger RNA. Its product is annotated as dihydropyrimidinase-like. Gene Ontology annotation, cellular component: cytoplasm; cytosol. The record is from RefSeq and is a predicted model, not a curated record. The transcript has 15 exons. NCBI's taxonomy places the organism in Eukaryota, Metazoa, Mollusca, Gastropoda, Lepetellida, Haliotidae. Bases 669 to 2447 code for a protein of 592 amino acids. Gene Ontology annotation, biological process: pyrimidine nucleobase catabolic process. Gene Ontology annotation, molecular function: dihydropyrimidinase activity.
UUUAACUCAUGGUGUUUUUCAUCAGCGACUCAUCUGAUUGUCUAGUGUUGUGGCUGCUGUGUUCCUCCACCAUGACGGAUGCGGUGCCGUCUGCUACCAGUGUCAGAAGCCGGGUGUUCCAAUUUCUGGGUUUUAAGUGAGACAUCUUGACUGGAUUUUUUUUUCUGUCACAUUAUGUGAAUACUGUUUGAGGUGAUUUACGUGACCAGGUCACGGCACAAGGGCCUGAGACUGAUGAAAUCUAUAUGACAUCUGCUGAUGAAAAUGAUCCUGGUAUGAAUGACGACGCCUCAUGUUACCUCAAACCAAGCUGGAUACAGUAUUCAGUUACUUGGAGGAAUUCAUCAGUAUUGAACUCACAUCUGCCACAUUGAAAUAAGUCACUCCAUCGAUUUGCUAGACUGAUUCCAUCCAUUUUGUUUGCCUUGAACUGAAUGUAUUGAAAACGUAGAAUCUGCCUCACCUACACGUGGGAGCAGUAACCCUGUGUGGAGAUGAACGGUGGACCAGCACCUGACUGGGGCCAGCACUGAGGACAUGUGGUAUUGAUGUUUUACCUGAACGCUGGAACGUUCGCAGCUCGUGGUGGCAGUGAAGAGAUGUUAACAAACAAACAAACUGUUUAAUCCGUCCAUUUUGUGGCCUGAUUGUUGACCAGCUCUACCAGCAUGGAGGAGAUGUGCAAUGGAGAUAUGCAUCUGCAGACUGCACGAGGGUUCUGCUCCUGUAAAGAACAUGGAAGUGCACAGUCCCGCCUGUUCAUCAAGGGAGGGAAGAUUGUCAACGAUGAUCAGUCUUAUGAUGGGGACAUCUACAUUGAGGAUGGAAUCAUCAAACAAAUCGGUAAUAACCUUGUCAUCCCAGGUGGAGCACGAACAAUUGAUGCUCGGGGCAAGCUCGUUAUCCCAGGUGGUAUCGACACACACACUCACAUGCAGCUGCCCUUCAUGGGGACGCAGGCAGCGGACGACUUCUACAGCGGGACCAAGGCCGCACUGGCAGGAGGAACUACGAUGAUCAUGGAUUUUGUCCUGGAUCAGAAGGGAGUGUCUCUGUUGGAUGCCUAUGACAAGUGGCGAUCCUGGGCUGACGAGAAAGUGUGCUGCGACUACGCUCUCCAUGUUGGAGUGACAUGGUGGAGCGAGCAGGUGGCCAAUGACAUGGAGGUGCUGUGCAAUGACCGAGGUGUGAACUCCUUCAAGAUGUUCCUGGCCUACAAGGACGUGUUCAUGCUGUCUGACUCCGAGCUGUACCAGUCCUUCCUUAAAUGUAAACAGCUGGGGGCCCUCGCCAUGGUGCAUGCAGAGAAUGGGAGCCUCAUUGAGGAGAAAUCUCGGGAGAUGUUGCAGAUGGGAAUCACAGGCCCCGAGGGUCAUGUCAUGUGUCGGCCAGAGGAGGUUGAGGCAGAGGCCGCUCAGCGAGCCAUCACGAUAGCCAAUCAGGCAGAUUCACCCCUCUACAUUGUUCACGUCAUGAGCAAGAGCUCUGCUGAUGUCAUCUCCGCUGCCAGAAGAAAAGGUAAUAUAGUAUUCGGUGAACCUAUUGCUGCCAGUUUAGGCACCGACGGUACUCACUGUUUCAACAAAUGCUGGCGUCACUCUGCCGGUCAUGUGAUGGGCCCCCCUCUCCGGCCGGAUCCCACCACACCGGACUAUCUCAUGGAUUUGCUGGCCAACAACGACCUGCAAGUCACAGGCACAGACAACUGCACAUUUAAUGCUGACCAGAAAGCUUUAGGCAAAGACGACUUCCGUAGAAUUCCAAAUGGUGUCAACGGUGUGGAAGACAGAAUGUCCAUCAUCUGGGAGAAGGGAGUCCACAGCGGGAAGAUGGACCCGUGUAGAUUCGUUGCUGUAACAAGUACAACUGCUGCUAAGAUUUUCAACAUGUACCCCAAGAAGGGCAGGAUAGCAAUUGGCUCGGAUGCAGAUAUCGUUAUCUGGGACCCUGACCAGACACGAACAAUCUCGGCCAAGACCCAUCACCAGGCCGUAGACUUCAACAUCUUUGAAGGAAUGGUCUGUCAUGGUGUGCCACUGUACGUUAUGAUGAACGGCCACGUUGUAUUGGAUGAAGGACAGCUGAAGGUGACUCAAGGACUGGGUCGCUUCGUCCCCACCUCUUGUAAUUCCGAGUUCGUCUUUGGACGUGUGAAGGAGAGGGAAAGGGCUCGCAGGCCAGUGAAAGUGGAGCGUGACCCCUACACCGGACCCGUCAUAGAGGUCAUGGAGAACGCUCUGUCGUUAAAACCUGUGGACGCGAAUCCCAUCAUCCCUGACGUCAACUCGGCUGAGUUCUACAACCGACCAAAAACACGUGGAGGUGGACGAAACUUGCAAGAUUCCAGCUUUAGCUUCAGUGGUGCCCAGAUAGACGACAAGUCUCCUCGUCGCCCAGCCACGCGCGUUGCAGCUCCCCCUGGUGGUGCUUCCACAAAGCUAUGGUAGUCAACGUGCUACCCAAGGGCAGAUAACUCGGGCUGUCUCUCGCUUACAGUAAUGAAGUGUCAAAGUGGAGAGCUUGUCAAGUGUUGCGUUCUUAAUUGCUACAGAUUAUGAGAGAAUGUUUUGUUGGGUGGUCAUACUUUGUGUACAACCUGCAGACUACUUGUCACAUGUAGGAUACGUAAGCGUGCAGAUACUGUAAACGCGACGUGACAGAAAAGAAACAUUGACACAAUAUGGUCUUCAACUCAUUUUAAUUUUAAUUCAUGUUUUAUUCUACAUUUCGAUAAAACCUUCAUGUUUUAUUCUACAUUUCGAUAAAACCGUCAUGUUUGCAGUUGUACAGAAUGUGUGAAUGCCAGUUUUCAACGUUCAUCUGUUUCAUCAUUCCGUGUUAAGUUGAAAACUCAACGAUUCAUUUCUAAACAUAUAAUGGAAUCUGGUCGUUAAAAAAGAUAACAGCAUGAAUUUCUAUUUCGCUUGAAAAAUACUUCUAGUCUUACUGGAACUUAUUUCCAAUAUCAACAUCACAUGGUGACAAAAUUUCAGUUGAAUAUUGUGAGUGACAAGCCUUGAUUGUAUGGUGGAUGUGUAAACACGUGACAGUCACAUGAUGUGUCACGUGACCCCCUUGACUGCCCGCUGCUGUUGGAGCAAUGAUCUCAGAACAUCAUUCCCGUGAUGAUGCAUUUGUGAAGCAAACCGAACAGUGAUUGUUUUUACGAAGGGUAAACGUCUUUUGGAAUAUAUACCGGAUUGAAUAUCUAUGUUCUAUGUACAUGUCAGGGAUAAUGGAAGAGAUUGCUGAACAGUCUAGUCUCAAAACUGAAUUACCCAAAACAUAAUCUGAAUUUAAAAAACUGGUUGACAAAUGCAGAUUCAAGGGUCAAAGGUCAACAUUCGACGGCAAGCUUUUAACCUGAACUCUAUUUCCCCACCAAAGGGAGGUAACUGAAGUAGUGGAUGUAUGAACCAGUGAGUCACAAUCACUUGUGUUCACGCUAUUCAGUAAAGACAGCUUAUUGUCAGGGUUCGACGUAUAAUGUUUUACAAGAUACAUAAUAAUUUUAUUUCUUUGUACAAGUAACCAAAUAUGAUUCAUGAUAUUGUAGACACGUGUCCAUUUUGUUUUUGUAUUGUAGACUGUGCAUGUUUUGUUGAGUUUUUGUCAAAUUCAUUUUAAACACAUAAAUAUUUUACAGAAGUGAAAAUGAUUUUACUUGCAAGAGGAGAUUAUUUGCCUACAUUCUUACUAAUAUAAUUAACACACCGGGAACAAUCCACUUUUAUCUUCAAUACUAAUUUUAUUUUUUUUAAACAUAAGUAUCCAGGUUAAGAAAAGAUAUUGCUAGUACUUGUCUCAGUAACUUAACUGUCUCGUUAAAAAAUCCUGGAGUUAAUUAGUAGGCCCUGUUAACGAGCGACUACCUAUGCAACAGGAGAGGUAUAAUCUAUUGUACAAGAAAGUAUUUAAUAAUCAUUAAUCAGACAUUCGAGUACACCAUGUAUAUGUAGGGGUUGUCAGUGUAUAGCAGAUUAUUGUAAAUUAUAUUCUUUUAUACCAUGGUUUGGAAAUUGUAUGCUUUGAGUUAGGACAGGCCACUUGAAACUUGCUUCACACUUGUUCCAUUUAAAAUGAUUUCUUAAUUUUGUCCUAUUAUCCCUUUCUCAACUGUCAUUCCUUGAACCAAAGAUCAGUUUUUGCAUCUGCUUUAUGAAUGGACUAUCUAUUGCAUAUUAUCCCAUGUCUUUUCUCUGUGGAUGGUGUAGUAUAUUUCCUGGUGGAAUGCAAUUCUAUCUAACUGCAUUUCUAACUAUUUCUACCUAACUAUAUUUCAGUAUUUUCUGAAUUAAAACAUGUUUUGAAAUUGUCUAGAUUUGUUUCCAAAACGUAACAAAAGCUUGUUGGAAUUUGGAAUUUAAAAUUUGGAUUUGAAGAGUAUUAAUGAUAAUGGUUUCGGAGCUCCCUGCACCAUCCACACAGCAAGAACACUGUCUAAGAGUCGUGUCUAUCCCAGUGCCUGGAUCAGUGGAAGAGAAGGACAAUGGCCUUGUUGAUAUUGUCAUAGUCGUAGCCUGUUGUAGGUGUCAGCAUUUACAUCUCUACCAUGUACUGCCAGUCAAGGCAAAUAAAUUAUUGCUUCUGA